GAGCCAACAGCUGAGGGUCGGGGGUCCCUGUCUCCAAGGGCCGCGCGGGACGCGUUGGAGGACAUGGGCGACAAGUAUGCUACUCUCCAGCGGGCCCAGCUGCAUCUGGAUUUCAUCCACGCCAACUCCACCACGCACAGUUUCCUUUUUGGAGCGCUGGCUGAAUUGCUGGACAAUGCAAGAGAUGCAGGGGCUGCAAGACUUGAUGUGUUUUCAGUGGAUAAUGAAAAACUGCAGGGUGGAUUCAUGUUGUGCUUCCUGGAUGAUGGAUGUGGUAUGAGCCCUGAGGAGGCUUCAGAUAUCAUUUACUUUGGAACAUCUAAGAAACGGUCAUCAACCUUGAAGUUUAUUGGACAAUAUGGUAAUGGUCUUAAAAGUGGAUCCAUGAGGAUUGGAAAAGACUUUAUUCUUUUUACAAAGAAGGAAGAAACGAUGACCUGUGUGUUUUUUUCUCAGACAUUUUGUGAAAGAGAAGGUCUUAGUGAGGUUGUGGUUCCAAUACCUUCAUGGUUAACAAGAACCAGAGAAUCUGUUACAGAUGAUCCUCAAAAAUUCUCAACAGAGUUGUCUAUAAUUUUUAAGUACUCUCCAUUUAGAAAUGAAGCUGAAUUGAUGCAGCAGUUUGAUAUGAUCUACGGGAAAUGUGGUACUUUGCUGGUUAUUUAUAACUUGAAGCUUUUGCUUAGCGGAGAGCCAGAGUUGGAUGUUAAGACUGACAAGGAAGAUAUGCUGAUGGCUGGGGCUCUUGAGGAUUUUCCAGAGAGAUGGUCAUUCAGAGCCUACACAUCUGUUCUGUAUUUUGAACCUUGGAUGAGAAUAUUCAUUCAGGCCAAAAGAGUUCAGACAAAACACCUAUGUUAUUGCCUCUACAGACCCAGAAAGUAUCUGUAUGUCACGUCUUCUUUUAAAGGAGCAUUUAAAAAUGAAGUUGAAAAGGCAGAAGAAGCAGUAAAGAUUGCCGAACGUGUAUUGAAACAAGCACAAAUCACAGUAAACCAGCCUGACAGAACUUCUUUGUCUUCUGCCAAGGAUGUAUUACAGAAAGCUUUGGAAGAUGUUGAAGCAAAGCAUACGAUUCUUAAAGUGAAACAGAGAGAAUUAAAAAAAGCAAGGACUCUCUGCCUGUUCUUUGGAGUGAACAUAGAAAAUCGAAGCCAAGCUGGGAUGUUCAUUUACAGUAAUAACCGCCUGAUCAAAAUGCAUGAGAAAGUGGGCCCACAGUUGAAACUGAAGUCCUUACUUGGUGCAGGCGUGGUUGGAAUUGUUAAUAUACCCUUGGAGAUCAUGGAGCCAUCCCAUAAUAAGCAGGAAUUUCUCAAUGUCCAAGAGUAUAAUCAUCUGCUGAGAGUCAUGGGGCAGUACUUGGUGCAGUACUGUAAGGACACCGGGAUCAGUAAUAGAAAUUUAACACGGUUUUGGAAUGAAUUUGGAUACCAGAGUAACAAGGAUGGAGAGAAAUCUUUAGAUUCUAUUCAGUAUCAAAGAAGACAAGCCAUGGCCAUACCAUUCAUCAUUCAGUGUGAUCUUUGCCUUAAAUGGAGAGUCUUGCCUUCUUCUAUCAAUUAUCAGGAAAAAGAAUUUUUUGAUCUCUGGAUUUGUGCAAAUAAUCCUAACAUCUUGGAAAACAGUUGUCAUCAGGCAGAAAACCUACCUUCCAUCCCCCUGGGCACCAUGAGCAGAGUGUCACCAUCAAAAAAUGAGAAAGAGAAACAACUUCGAGAGGCAGUCCAAAGGUACCACAAUCGACUGGCAGAACAGCAGCCACAGCCUCAGUUUAUACCAACAAGAAGAAUCAUGGAGUUCACUACUACCUGCCGAACUUCAGCAUCUAAGGAAAAUACAAAAACUGAGAAAGUCAGGCCUUGGGGCCAGGACUUGAAGCAGGAGUCUCCUGCGUCCUUUGAGCUUUCUGUCAGCCACAGAGGCCAGAAAAAAAACACAGAAGGGACAGACUCUGAGGUGGAGUACAUUGCAGAAGCUAACAUUAUGAAGAAGUCUAUGCAGAAGAAAGCAAAACCUCAACAGCAGAGACGUCCAGCAGCCCUGCCAGAAAAUAUCAGACUAGCCAAGAGAUCUCAGGUCUCUUCUAGGGAGAUGAGUAGGAAGCAGAGCGAAAAUCUUGUGCCAGAAUGUAAGGCUUUGACCGAAGUUGAAACCAGCGACAGCAAUCCAGAUAUAAUCCUGGUUUUAGAUAAAAGUGACACUGAUCUUUCAUUGAAACAAGAAAAAAAGGAAGUUUCUCUUAUGAAAAAAGAAAAACAGGAGCUGUGUAGUGAUACUCCAGAAAUGAAGAGAAACGCUUCAUUACCUAAUCGGGAAAGUGCACUGAUGGAAGACUUAAGUCCACGUUCUGGAGACAGUGCCAGCUUUUCCGUGUAUAGUGGUUGUGGAGUUACUUCUUCACUGACAAAGUCUUCUCAAAGCACAUAUGUCAAAGAAACAGUAAGAAAACUGACAUCCAAUUUAAGGGAGAUUCUUCUGUACUUUUUUUCUGAGCAUCGGCUACCAUCAGAAUUUGGCUACACAUCUGUGGAGGAACUCAUGGCAAGUUUUGAGCUGGAGCAGUGCCCAGAGCAGACAAACAAAAAGCUGAGAAUGGGCUUCAGCCAGAUCCAGCAUGUUUACAUGGUCCAAUAUGAAAGAGAACUAAAGAGAAAAAUACAGUCCAUUAUCUACGAAGCAAAUACAAGAGGAGUGGUUAAUGAAAUAUCUCUGGGACAAUGUGAAGCAAAAAGAAAACUUACUGAAGACAAACUGAAUAAUCUUCGGGUAAAACUGGCAAUAUUGUUGCAGAAACUUCAGCUGGUAGGUAAUGCAAUUUUGAGUAGUAGGAAUAUACCUUGUGGAAAGAGCAUUCAGCCAGCUUCCUCCUCUGACAUUGUCAUCCAUUUAUUGGCUUUGGACGAGUCAUUUAACCCAGCCCUUAUUCUCCAUGUAAGGAUAUUGAAAUUGUACAUAAAUGAAUUUUGGGACAGGACCCCAGUCACAAAGCUGGGCCUCAGUACUCUUCAGAGGCCUAAGGCAGAGGGAACCAUGCACAAGCAGGUUAAUAGAACCAGCUCAGCUGGAGAGCAGGUUGAACCCAUGGGUGCUCUUGAGGGAGUGAGAUUUAAGUCAGUACAGAGGCAGCAUUUGUCGGGCUGUUCAUGGAUUAAGCAGCCCAGGGAAGGAGAGUGUGAAAUUACCCAGACAGAGAAGUGGGGGAAGAACAGAAAGGCGACCCAUGAGGGCACAAACCGGGGGCUGCGGGGAAGGAUGGUGGAGGGGAAGAGGAGCGACAGAGAAGGCGGUCCAGCAGGAGACCUGGAGCAGAUUGACAGUUAUUUAGAAGCUUUGCUUAAAGAAGAUAAUCCCCUUGUUCAGAACGCUUUGAAUAAAGUAACUACAGAUACAGGACACAGUCUCCCUUUAGAAAAACACUGA
Neofelis nebulosa (Clouded leopard) is the source of this 3423-nucleotide messenger RNA. It is a transcript of the gene MORC1, whose product is annotated as MORC family CW-type zinc finger 1. The transcript has 29 exons. Lineage: Eukaryota; Metazoa; Chordata; Mammalia; Carnivora; Felidae. Gene Ontology annotation, cellular component: nucleus. Gene Ontology annotation, molecular function: zinc ion binding. The record is from RefSeq and is a predicted model, not a curated record. Bases 64 to 3423 code for a protein of 1119 amino acids.